Messenger RNA from Megalopta genalis, 1697 nucleotides. RefSeq lists its product as uncharacterized. The record is from RefSeq and is a predicted model, not a curated record. Lineage: Eukaryota; Metazoa; Arthropoda; Insecta; Hymenoptera; Halictidae.
CGUGCACACCGGCCAGCAGAUCAAAACCGCGGCUUAAACCGCCAACUGUAUCGCGAGGAGGAACCGGUAGCCGCCUCCUCUCGACGCGGGUGCAUUCGUUCAGCCGUUCGUUCGCGUCGGAUUCGCAUCGAUUCAGCAACAUGACCAAUCUCGCGACCGUUCUCGCGGCAGCCUCGCUGCUCGCAGUGGCCAGUGCCGGCGGGGGACACGGUGGACACGACCACGUGGUGAUCCACGUGCCAUACAAGAUCAAGACGGUCCACCAUACGCACACGAUCACCAAGCACAUUCACCACGGCGGCGGCGGCGGUGACAAAUACGAGGUCCUCGGAUACACCGUCGGUCAUCCGAUCGAUAUCGGCGGUCACGGUGGUUUGGGAGGCGGUGGUCACGACUUCGGAGGCGGCGGUCACGACUUUGGAGGCGGUGGCGGCGACAUCGGCGGGGGCCACAUCGAGUACAGCGGCGGUGGCGGCGGUGGCGGCGGCGGCGGCGGAGGCGGAGGCGGCCACGUCGAAUACAGCAGCGGAGGAGGCGACAUCGGUGGAGGACACGAACUGAGCGGUGGAUUCGGGGGUGGCAGCUACGGAGGCGGUUUCGGAGGCGGUCACGAAGACUGGGGAGGCCACUAGCCACUCUAGCCCGACGUUUCGCGCAAUUAGAAUAGAAUUCGUCCAACGCAGAUCCUCGAAAGGGUUCGGUUCGUCGGUACGAUCGAAAAUCGCGAUCCACGAAUUAGAAUAUCAUUUAGCCGUUGUCGCAAAAUUCGCAUCGUCCUUCGUUCCGUUAGGUGCACCAGCGACGACAGCGUUCUCUUCUCCAUCGGGCAACGUCGAACGCGACUUUCCUUUCUCGUCCGGAACAUCGCCGAAUCGAUCGUUCGUCGUUGUUCGCGUCUCGAAGGAAUCGUUCGUGCUUUAGCGUGGAGCAACUUGCUCGAUCUCGAGACUCGAAGCGCGACGAACGUAGCUUCGUAGCUUCGACGUUUCUGCGAUCGCGCGCACCUGACGAGGAAUCGCGGAAGACGCGGUCGCUGGAAAUCGUGGGCCAGGUUUCUCCGUGGGGUAGCCUUCGUUUCGUCGGAAACGGUUCGGACCGAGCAACGAAGAAACCUUGUUCGCGGAUAAACGAUGAAAGCGUAUUGGCGAGUUGGCGCGAGGACGAGAAUAAUUCGGGGUCGCGUUUUACGCUCGUUUUUCGAGAAAUCAAAAACGUGGAACGAUCGAGUUUCGAGAAACCGACUCUGCACGAUCCCCUCCCCCCUCGCGCGAGCGCGACAAUCGUUGCUUCGUUUCAGAGAAAUUCCACCCGUUGAAAGGAUAGACGCUUUCUCGCAACGACCGGUGUUUCCUGGAGAGUGCCGCGAGCCACGCCUUAGAAUUUAGAACUUAAAACGCGUAAUCGUCCACACCUCCCUCCUUUCUCUCUCUCUCUCUCUCUCUCUCUCUCUCUCUCUCUCUCUCUCACUCACUCUCUCUUUCUCUUACCUCUCGUCCUAGUCUCUCUCGUCGAUCCGUCGACGCGUCUCUCGCACUCGCAUGUAAAUAUUGUUACUCCGUUGUUUUGUUUGCCAGUUGUUUCGUUAUAAAUCACUGUACUCGUUGUUACCUUUGUUGUUUCUGUAUCGCGACUCGGCUCGUUUAACCGUACGCCUCGCGUGUCGCGAGAAAGUUGAAUAAAUUGCGUGUGUACCUGAA